ACAUGUUAGAAUUAACAAACAAAACAAGUCAACCCUCUCAGCCUAUACCGAAUUUCCCAUUUUAAUUAGUGUUUAUGAUACACAGCUUAAUCCAUGCAUAUCAUCAUUAUCCAAAUAUAGGAGUACCACAAAAGCUCUGACCCAAUGCACAUCCUUUCUUUCAUAAUUUUAUUUACAUGCAUACUUGUCCCCUUUCCCAAAAUUUCCGUAGCAAAUGAUUCUAUCAACUUGCCACAGUCUAUGAGAGACGGCGAUACCUUGGUAUCAAAAACUAGAAAGUUUGAACUUGGGUUUUUCAGCCCGGGUAGUUCGCAAAAACGUUAUCUGGGAAUUUGGUACAAGAAUAUCCCAAUUCGGACAGUGGUUUGGGUUGCUAAUAGGGAAAACCCCAUCAAUGAUUCCUCAGGCAUCUUAACACUCAACACCACAGGGAAUCUUGUUCUCACCCAAAACAAGUCUCUUGUUUGGUACACAAACAACUCUCACAAACAAGCACAGAAUCCAGUGGCAGUGCUCUUGGACAGUGGCAAUCUUGUGAUAAGAAAUGACGGAGAAACAAACCCAGAAGCUUAUUUGUGGCAAAGCUUUGACUAUCCAUCUGAUACACUCUUGCCAGGGAUGAAAUUGGGAUGGGACCUUCGAACCGGUCUGGACCGGAGACUAACAGCUUGGAAAAGUCCAGAUGAUCCAUCCCCGGGAGACGUUUACCGGGAUCUCGAACUCUAUAGCUAUCCUGAGUUCUAUAUAAUGAAGGGAACCAAAAAGGUAUACCGGUUUGGACCUUGGAAUGGCCUAUAUUUUAGUGGAGUUCCAGAUCUUCGGAAUAACACCAUAUUUGGCUUCAAUUUUUUCAGCAAUAAGGAGGAGAGUUACUACAUCUUUAGCCCCACAAAUGAUCUUGUCAUGUCCAGAAUUGUAAUGAACGAAUCGACUACAAUCUAUCGCUAUGUAUGGGUGGAGGAUGAUCAAAAUUGGAGGAUAUACACGUCACUUCCAAAAGACUUCUGUGACACUUAUGGUCUCUGUGGAGUCUAUGGCAAUUGCAUGACCUCACAGACACAAGUGUGCCAAUGUUUGAAAGGGUUUAGUCCAAAGUCACCAGAAGCAUGGGUUUCAUCUGGCUGGAGUCAAGGAUGUGUCCGCAAUAAACCAUUAAGCUGCAAAGACAAACUCACAGAUGGGUUUGUCAAAUAUGAAGGCCUCAAGGUUCCAGAUACUAGACAUACUUGGUUGGAUGAGAGUAUUGGUCUAGAGGAAUGCAAAGUUAUCUGUUUGAAUAAUUGUUCUUGCAUGGCCUAUACUAAUUCAGACAUAAGAGGUGCAGGUAGUGGCUGUGUCAUGUGGUUUGGGGAUCUAAUUGACAUCAAACAGCUUCAAACUGCUGGUCAAGAUCUAUAUAUCAGGAUGCCUGCUUCAGAGUUAGAAUCUGUAUAUAGGCACAAGAAGAAGACCACAACGAUAGCUGCUUCUACCACUGCUGCAAUCUGUGGGGUUCUUUUACUGAGUAGUUAUUUUAUUUGCAGAAUUCGGAGGAACAAUGCUGGAAAAUCAUUAACAGAAUAUGACAGUGAAAAAGAUAUGGAUGAUCUGGACAUCCAACUGUUUGAUCUACCGACAAUUACAACUGCCACUAAUGACUUCUCAAUGGAGAAUAAGAUUGGAGAAGGUGGUUUUGGACCUGUAUACAAGGGAAUAUUAGUUGACGGGCAAGAAAUUGCUGUAAAGACUCUAUCAAGGAGCUCAUGGCAAGGAGUGACAGAGUUCAUAAAUGAAGUAAAAUUAAUUGCAAAACUUCAGCAUCGGAAUCUUGUAAAACUCCUUGGUUGUUGCAUUCAAGGACAAGAGAAAAUGCUAAUUUAUGAGUACAUGGCAAACGGCAGCCUGGACUCCUUCAUUUUUGAUGAUAAAAAAAGAAAAUUGCUAAAGUGGCCUCAACAAUUCCACAUAAUCUGUGGAAUUGCAAGGGGGCUUAUGUAUCUUCAUCAAGAUUCCCGACUGAGGAUUAUUCAUAGAGAUCUGAAAGCAAGUAAUGUUCUACUCGAUGAAAAUUCUAGUCCAAAAAUAUCAGAUUUUGGAAUGGCCAGAACUUUUGGUGGAGACCAAUUUGAAGGAAACACAAGUAGAGUAGUUGGGACCUGUGGGUAUAUGGCACCGGAGUAUGCUGUUGAUGGGUCAUUUUCUGUGAAAUCUGAUGUCUUUAGCUUUGGCAUUUUAGUGUUGGAGAUUGUAUGUGGCAAGAGAAAUAAAGGACUUUAUCAGACAGAUAAGAGUCUUAACCUCGUUGGUCAUGCAUGGACAUUAUGGAAAGAGGGAAGGGCACUAGAUUUGAUUGAUGACUCAAACAUGAAGGAGUCGUGCGUUAUAUCCGAAGUAUUACGUUGCAUCCAUGUUGGCCUUUUGUGUGUGCAGCAGUACCCAGAAGAUAGGCCUACAAUGGCAUCUGUGAUUCUGAUGUUGGAGAGUCACAUGGAAUUGGUUGAGCCUAAAGAACAUGGCUUCAUUUCGAGAAAUUUUUUAGGUGAAGGAGAUUUACGCUCAAAUCGGAAAGACACAAGUUCAAGCAACGAUGUGACAAUUACCUUGUUAGAAGCGCGAUAAAACUCAUGAAAUCUUAGUUGGACAUAAACCAAAAUGUAGAUAUACAAGGAUAUACAUUUAAGAAUUUAAAUACAAAAGUUGAUUAAUUUAUGACAUUCCUAGCUGCAUGUUAUUUUUAACUUAUUUUCAUAUAUGCUUGUUUGUUAA
Messenger RNA from Glycine soja, 2745 nucleotides. Its product is annotated as G-type lectin S-receptor-like serine/threonine-protein kinase At4g27290. The transcript is spliced from 7 exons. The record is from RefSeq and is a predicted model, not a curated record. Gene Ontology annotation, molecular function: ATP binding; protein serine/threonine kinase activity. NCBI's taxonomy places the organism in Eukaryota, Viridiplantae, Streptophyta, Magnoliopsida, Fabales, Fabaceae. Gene Ontology annotation, biological process: recognition of pollen; protein phosphorylation. The coding region runs from base 145 to 2598 and encodes 817 amino acids.